This is a messenger RNA of Trichogramma pretiosum, 4340 nucleotides long. RefSeq lists its product as uncharacterized. Lineage: Eukaryota; Metazoa; Arthropoda; Insecta; Hymenoptera; Trichogrammatidae. The transcript is spliced from 10 exons. Gene Ontology annotation, molecular function: ATP binding; kinase activity. The record is from RefSeq and is a predicted model, not a curated record. The coding region runs from base 155 to 4261 and encodes 1368 amino acids. Gene Ontology annotation, biological process: phosphorylation.
CGAUUUAUUAGUUCGAGUCUUGCCUGACGAUCCAGUGCCACUUCGAAAUCGCACCUUAGUAGCCGCACCAGUUCCGUCAAAGUCCAAAAAUCAAAUUCGUUGGCGAGAUCGUGACCGUGUUGCCAUUUCCACGCAGUUGAGCAACUCAGCAAUCAUGCCGACAAUCGACGGUUACGAUGGAAAUUGCGAGAAGCAAACCCUCUGUUACUACGGAGCGGAUAUGCAGGGCAAUUCCCUUUUCGUCAAAUUCAAACGUAUCGCGAGGUCACACUCGGAAAUAACAUUAUUUUUGAGCAUCGACGAUGGACAGACGGUUUACGAAUUCCCGGAGCAUCCGAACACGGUGAUCCCACCGCACCAAGACCGGUGGUCUGCCCGGGGAUUGAGAUUCAUAGUAGUACAAAUGGACAGGAUCGUUAGGAUAAGGUUCGAUGGUCAGUUGCGAAGGGGCACGCGUGAGAAUUACAACGCGAACGUCGCUGGCGUACUCGAGCACGUGCGAUUCAAUUUCUCGUUUCUCGCUCCCCAGCCUCCUCGUUGGAGCUGUAGAAGAGGGCUGAUCGACAACUUUUUCAAUCGAAAAAUUCGACUCGAUCAGUACGGAUCAAUGAGAGGUUCUGUGAGACUUCAAGAUGCCUCGGACCGGAAGCUUGCAUUACAAGGACUGCGUCAAUUCUUCGUGGGCGAAAGUAGCCCCGGCGCGAGACUGAUUGUGAGGGGCAUGGACGAAUUCGGAGAUGGUUUUUGCAGUUAUUCCAAAGACGGGUCGUCGGGGACAUCAAAUAAUUUAGGACACCUAAAAGAUCCGAUAUACAAUGUUAGAUACAUCCUCGCAAGCAACUUGAACGUGCAUGAAUUCGGAAGACGAUUUCUUGGCGAGAAUCAGAUAGAUGAGGCUACAUUUCGUUUCGAAACGCCCUACUACAAUAUGAGUUCCCCCCGGAGAGCAAUGUACGUCUUAACGAUAGAGUUGCAAAGAAAUACGAAGAAAGUAUCGUACAGUCGGUAUCCUUGGGCAAAACAGACUACGUAUUGGACCUGUACAUUGACGCUGAACGGCUACAAAGGCCGCGGAUUGAUCGAAUUAUCCCAGCCGUACGACGGAGAUUGCCCCGUGGCGAUGCCCGAGGCCCCGAUACUUCGGGUCGCAGAACACGAUCAGGUUGGAAAACGCAGCUUGGCGAAGGUGAUCGGCUUGAAAAGAUUGUUCUCCCGAGACCCGAGACAGAUCGGAGAUAAAGUCGCCCUGCUCGCCGACGCGCAGGAAAUGCAAUCGGAGCAAUUCGAAGUACCCGAUGGCUUCUGCGUGACGACUUACGCUUUCACAUGCUUCAUGAAUCAGAAUAAAAAGCUGUCGGAAGCCAUCGACAGUUUGAUCAACAACUACAAAGCCAGAAUGCCACCGCGCAUCGGACAGGAUCCGGAAGAGUGGCCAAAAACCGGUUCACCCAACUUAACUCAAAUUUUGUCGAGAAUCGCCGAAGAGUUCACGAAGUCCCAAAUGCCUGAAGACAUACAAAGUCAGAUAAAGAAGUCGAUGGAGAAGAUACGUGAAAAGGCUCCGGAGAACAGAUGGGCCGUGCGACCGAGCCCCUACUUCGAGGCCCCGGGCGAGAGCUUCGCGGAGAGUGUGUACCAGACCGGGCUCGGCGCCAGCAGUGACUCAGUGAUCGAGGACGUGAAGCGAAUGUGGGCUUCGGUGUUCAGCCGACCGUGCGUCGAGUAUCGACAUCGCUGCGGUCUGCCUCUCAAAACGCCGAUCGCCGUGUUGGUCCAGGAGAUGGUCAACGCCCGUGCGGGCGGAUCUCUGUUCACCAGGCACCAGGAGACCGGCGACCAGCGCGAGAUCCACAUCGUCUCGACCCACGGCCUGGGCACGCCGGUGUGCUCGGGCCUCGUCGAGGGCGACCGUUUUGUCGUCCGACGCGGCUACGACGACUCGCUGGAGAUGCUGACCUGGACGCUGGGCAAAAAAAACGACCUGAUCGAUCCCUCGGGCAACGAGAUUCCGGAUGAGAAAAGCAAAGAGAUGUCGAUCAGCGAGCAGCUCGCCAUGAAAAUCGCCCGUAUCGGCCUGGAGAUCGACAAGCGUUACGACUCGGCGCGCGAAGUCGAGUGGGCCUGGACCUAUCCCGAGGAUAAGAUCUACCUGCUGCAGUGUCGUCCCGCGGCCUCGUCGAUCAACACCUGGACGGAUUACAAUCUCAUCCACGAGCUCGACACGGACGUGGCAGCCGAGGGUCAACUGCUGACCUUCGUGCAGGCCGACGAGAUGUUCCCCCGGGUCGUGACGCCGCUCACUUGCACCACCAUCAUCCACGGUCUCGCCGCCUCGACCUACGCCUUCUACGACGACAACGACAAAGACAGUGACGACGACGACGACCACGACGACGACGACGACGACGACGAUGAUGAAGACAAUGACGACAAAAAUAAACGCUACGAAAUCAGUCCGCUGCACAUCUCCAAUGGAAGAGUCGCUUUCAAGUAUUACAAUCUCGUGAAGCCCAACAGGAAGAAAAUACCCGACAAAGAAAGGAUCCUCAGAGAUUACGGCCUCUGCGGACAGCCGAUCGUCACGCCGGAUAUCAUUGACUCGUUGAAGAUGCACAACGACCUCGGUCCCAUCGAUCGUUUCAUGGGCAAAAGCGACGACAAGAAAAAAUACCUGCCAAAAAAAUGCGAAGCCAAGCUCGAAGAGUUGGAGACAUUGGUGCGCGAUUACUAUCCGGAGCACGGACCAACGGACCUGAGCGGAGCCGCGUUGAUGGUCGAGCUGAAAAAACAUCUGGACGUGCUGCGGAAAGCGUCGCGGCGUUACGGCUACUUCUCGAGGCUCUGCUUCUCGCAACUAGUGAAAGUCAUGUCGCUCCUGUCGGCCGACGGCGAGACGUUCACGGCCCAGAACUUCGCGGACAUGUCGCGUCUGCUGGGCAACUGCAAGGGCAACUACAAGGGCAUCGACACCGCCCAAUUGCCCAAGCUCCUGGUCAAGAUGAAUACGGAAAUCUGUCAUGGAUUGUCUUGCCCCGAGAAAUCCGACGAGAACCGACUAAAAUUGAAGGACUUGCAUGUAUCGCAAAUCGACCAAUGGAUCAGAAGAUCGGGUAACAUGCAUGCAUUCAACGAUAUGGUGGAAUUUAUAAAAAUGGACGGCUAUUGCGGCCCUAAUGAAUUCGAACUGGAAUCGGAACCUCUUCUGAUGAGGCCCGAUAGAAUUUACAAGUUGAUUCAGUACUUACAUCCGUGGCUCAAAAAACCCACCGGGAAGCCUGAACGGACGCCUAUUUUUGAGACGGACGAAAUAAUACCGCCAGAAGAGGACAAAGAUCCAGAAAUAAUACCGCGAAAAGACGAUAAAUUAGAGAUAACUAAUCCUCAAGAAUGGGUCGCGAAAAAGAUUAAAAAGGUUGUGUUGUCUUGUAAGAACUUAUACAAGAAAGCUCAGUACAACGAGCCAGGCCUGGCGGAGCUGGUCGCAAAGAUCGCGUCGCCGAUCGAGCCCGAGACCCGCCAUCGCAUCGCCAAGCUGCUGCCGGACGCUCGUCGCAGCGUGGCGCUCCGGGAGCGCGCGAGGCAGCUGCUGGCCAAGGUGACGAACAACGUGCGCGCGCUCUACGCGCAGAAAGCCAUCGAGCUCGUGAACGAGGGCAAAUUGCCCGACGACAAACUCAUCUACUAUCUGACGAGCUGGGAGGUGACCCAACUCGUGGACUCGGCCUGCUAUCCGAAGCUGGUCGACAUUGCCCGACGCCGACGCGAGCUCUGGGCCCGGCUGGACGAGGCGAGAUACCCGCGCACGAGCCACGGCCUGCCGCGACCCAUCGAACAGGAAGACUUGGGCGAGGAGGUGCGCAAGGCCGACUACCAGACCCGGGGCGUGCCCGUGUGGGCCGGCAUCAUCUGCAAUCGAGUCUUCGUCGCCGCGAGACUCGAGGACGGGCUGCAGGAGCGAGGCCUCAAGCCCUGGGACAUACUCGUCGUGCCCUACGUCGACGCCGGCUGGAGCCAGUACUUCCCCGUGCUCGGGGGAUUGAUCACGGAGCGGGGCAGCCUGUUCAGUCACGGGGCCGAGCUGGCGCGCGACUUCAAGAUGCCCUGCAUCAUGGGCGUGCCCAACGCGACGAGAAUCUUCAAGACGGGCGACGGGGUACACAUGGACGGAUCUACAGGUGAAAUCAGAAGAGAGGCCGACGAAUCGGCCUAUUUCGUUGGAGAGGGCAGCGGUUCGAUGCCCUUACCCGCGUCCUCGCGUUAACAAUUGCUCAGCUGCGAACUAAUUUAAUUCUUUUUAGUAUAAGUAUAGGUAUAAUACGACGUCGAAGACAAAAAAAAAA